CAGGUAGAAAACAUAUGAUUGAUGUGAUUAAAAGAAACAUGGGAAAUCCAUGAGAAAUUUAUAUUCUUCUACAGUCGGAUCACUCAUUGAUUUAGAAAGAUCGACCAGGUCACAAAUUUCAUCCGGCUCAAACCUUCCUCUCCUCCUCUAAAAGGAUGGAUUGUGUUGGCAUUCCUGUGUGGAUGUCAAUCUAGAUUUAAGUUUCCAUGUCAUCCCAAAAAAGAAUUUUGUCUUGAAGAAUCCAUUGGUCUACCAGGUGGUGUCAGUGUACUCAUGGCCUCCUUGAGUUGGGAGUGUGUGCGGCGACAUUUUGCAUAGCUUUUAGUGUUUGAAUUUAGUUGAAAUGCUACUCGUUCUAAAUAUUAGAUUUUGGUAGAGGUGAUAAAAUAGUGGGUUCGGGCCGGGCCGGGCCGGGCGUUCCCCCCAAAAUUGGCCACUUGACAGGCCUGACCAAAUUUCUAGCCAAUUUUUGCCCAAAGCCCGCUUUUUAGGGCAAAAAUCGGGUUGAGCCAAAUUUGAACUAACACAUUCAUUUUUAGGUUGUCCAAAACACUUUUUAAACAAAAACAAAUCGGGCCGAAAAAAAUCUUCCCAAGUCGGGGAUCACUUCAAUCAGGUUGAGAUUUGGGUAAGGUAGUACCAAUUACCAAACACUAGCUUAUAGUUUUUGCUCAAGUUACCAAACUUAGCUUUUAGGUUUGUAUGUGCAGAAGUUAUUAAAGGUACCUUCAAGGGUAGUAUUUGAGUGAUUUAUUUACUUCACUACUUGGAAGUUGGAACUAGCUAGUUGUGGGCUUGUGGCAACUGGAGAACACCAACAUUUAUCAACUUGUAGUUGAGUAGUGACAACUUCUAACAGCUGACAAUUUCUAGUUGAAACGUGAAAAAUUCUAGUUGAAAAGUGACAUCUUCUAGUUGAAAUGUUGAAUAGUCAUAACUUCGCCAAUAGCUGACAGUUUGUAGAAAACAAUGACAAGUGAUGUUUGUUUCUGGUACUGAACAAUUUUGAACUAAAUGUGUGGUACAACAAUUAUCCUAUAUGAAGAUGGAUUAGGCAUUGGGAGUUUUUGAGAUUCAUAAUGCUAUUGUCUGGUCAUAAAAAUUACAAAGUGAAUAUACAUGCUUUAAGUAAUUUUUACUAGGGUUAGCUUGUUUUUGUUAAACUUAAUUUUCCUAAUACUUUUAUUUCGCUGGACAUUUUGUUGAACAUGUAUAAUAAUAAUAAAAUGAAAUAAUAUUAACAAUAAAAUAUAGAACUAUAUUAGCAAAAUAAUGAUAUGAUAACAAUAAUUAUAGCAAUAACAACAAUAAUAAUAUUCUUAUAUUUAUAUUCUUCUUAUAAUUAUUACUACAAAGUCUCCAUUAUAACAACAAUGAGAGAAUUGAGUAUAUUGUGAUUUUUAUUCCCUACAUAUUAAGAGGUACGUAAAAAAGGAGAAUCUCGUAUAAUUUUGAGUUAAUCUUAAUUUUUUUGAACUCAACUUAAUUUUGCUAAUCUUAACCUAUUUUUGCUGAACUUAAUUUAUUUUUGUUGAACUUAUAUUUGUUGAACUUAAUCUUUUUUGUACUUGAAUUUAAUUUAAUAAGUUGUGGAGAAUAGACGUUUAAGAGAUAUGUAACUUGUAAGGUAUAAUUAGCUUACUUCAUGUUGCUAAUGAGUCAGGUAAAGUUGUUGGUGGCGUGCACUACUGGCUACUGCCCUUCGUGCUCCUUGUGAAGACUUUUGGAGUGCCCUGCAUUUUUCUCUACUUUGCAUUAAUGAUAAAUUUUUGACUAAAACUUUAGAACGAUCCUGUAUUUAAAAAAAAAAAAAGAAACUUCAAUGCUCUCAUAUAUUCAAAAAGCUAAACUUUAUGUUAUUGUAUGGUUUAUUAGCUAUUACGCAUCCGAAAAAGAAUAUCAGGAAAGAAGAUUUUCUUGCAUAAAUGCAUCCAUAAUGUGAUAAUGAUUAAGGCUUCGUUUGGUUGGGUGUAAAAGAUUUUCACCGUAAAAUGAUUUUCAUGGAAAAUAAUUUACAAUAGAAAGCACAAUUCCAAAAUUAGUUUUUCGUUGUUUGGUUCCAUACUUCCAUGUAAGAAAAAUGAUGAAAAGAAAGGAAAAUGAAAGGAAAAGUAAGGAAGGAAUAAGAGGAGUGUACAAGAUAGAUAAGUAAAAAAAAAAAGGAAGGAAAACAGUUUUCCUUCAUUUUGAAUGGAAAAUGGUUUUCCAUCCUUGAGAGAGCAAUUAUAUUCCUAGGGAAAAUAGUUUUGCACUUCUUUGCAAAUCAAAUAAUGUAAAAUUGAAAAUAGAGGAAAACAAUUUUCAAGGAAAAUGUUUUACUCCCCAACAAACGGAGGCUAAAUAAGAAUUAGAAGAGUUUUUACCUUAUCAUUCAAUUGUUUUUAGACUUUAGUACCUUAAGAUCGUUGAAAAGCUAGAAACAUCAAAAUAAAAAAUAAAUUUGUUCCCUUGUUUUUAGAUUAGACAAUAAACAUGAUUAUUAUAAGUUUACAAUAAACAUGAAUAUUAUAAAUGUUUGGUAAGAUAGUAAAAAAAAAAAAAUAAUAGUGUUUGGUAAGAUAGUAAUGUAAGUAGCUUUUAGUGGUCAAGUAGUGUAGGGCUGACAAUGGGUCGGGUUGGGUCAAGAUCAGGUUGGGUUGGUGGGUUGCAAAUAACAGUAGGCAGCAAAUUAAAAUUAAGUCAUUAUAUAACCAUAUGAUAAUAUUGUUCAAAAUCAACAUAACUCUUGUUCAGAAUCAACACAAAUGUUCAAAAUUAACGCAUUACAACUUCGUAAGCAAUUGUUCAACCUUAAGUGUAAUGACUAAGUCACAAUGAGCAAGAGCAAUAGAGGACUCCAAAUUUUUUUAGGAAUUUUUUUAGCUUGUUUUUUCAUAAAUGGGUUAGGUGGCUCAAAAUCAGACUGGAAUUUUCAACCUGACCCAACCCAUUUAAUUAAACGGGUUGGGUUAGGUCAGGUCGACCCAUUUAAUUAAACGGGUUCAAAUUUUUGAUCUAACCCAUUAUUAAUGGGUUGGGUUCGAGUCAGGUUGACGGGUUGGGUAAUAUUUUGCCAGCUCUAAAGUAGUGUUUUAGUAGUGUUUGUCAAAAGCUACAAUUUGUAGCUUUUGUGAUAGCAUUUAGUGGUAUAUAAAUUAUAUAUUAAAGUUUUUUUGAGUUUUCAACUAGUUAUCUGUAUAAAUUACUAUUUUUUUAUUGAUGAAAUUCAUAUUUAUUGAAUAAAAGUGGUUUUUUUUACUGAUGAAGAGAACAGCCCCUAAAUCAAAACUGCCAGCAGUGCUUGGUAACUAAUAUGUUAAACACAGGGCAUUAUCCGUGCCAAUAACUGCUUCAGUUUUGGUAAAUAGUUCGAAAAACACAGGGCAUUUCUGGACUUGUUUUGAAGCCUAUAAGUGCACGGGUAUCAACUUUUAAGUUCUGAAAAUGGCAAUGUAUACCACCUUGUCCAGUGCUGUUAAUUUCUUCUUUUCUCUAACACUUCGCAAACUCUUCAAAGUUCCAAGAUAUAUGCAUAGGAAAAAUAGCACUCCCCUUAAUUCUUUUCAACUUAAGCUUCAAAGAAACCCUUCGGUUGUUGGGUUACUAUCAAAUGAGCUAUUCUCUAGUAGUGAUGAUGAUAAGACCUUGAUCUUUAACGUGGAAGAAACAUUGUUGAAAUCAUCUUCUUUGUUUCCUUACUUUAUGCUCGUCGCGUUUGAAGCCGGAAGUCUUCUUAGGGCAUUGCUACUCCUUAUUAUGUACCCUUUUAUAUGCUUGUUUAGCAGAGAAAUGGGGUUGAAGAUAAUGGUAAUGGUUUGCUUCUUUGGGAUUAAAAAAGAUGGUUUCAUGGUGGGAAGGGCAGUUUUGCCGAAGUUUUUUCUUGAAGAUGUUGGGUUAGAAGGGUUUGAAGUUGUGAAAAAGUGUAAGAGGAAAGUGGGUGUGAGUGACUUGCCUCAUGUGAUGAUCGAAAGUUUUGUAAGUGAUUAUUUAGAGGUUGACUAUGUUGUUGGAAAGGAGUUAAAGGUAUAUGGUGGAUAUUUUACUGGUUUAAUGGAAGAUAAUAGGGAGAUAGAUGUGAUUGAUCUUGAGAACAUUUUGGGAGAGGGUGAAAUUAUGGGUUCCACAGUUUUUGGAAUCAAUGGCACCAAAGCAUCCAUAAAACAUCCAUUUUUCUCCUUAUGUAAGGAAAUUCAUUUAACAAGUGAAGAAAUGAAGAGAAAAUGGCAAUAUCUUCCAAGUGAAAGCUACCCAAAACCUUUGAUAUUUCAUGAUGGAAGGUUGGCUUUCAGACCAACACCAAUGUCCACUUUAGCCCUAUUUCUGUGGCUACCUUUUGGAAUUAUUCUUGCCAUUUUUAGAGUUAUUAUUGGUGCAUCCCUUCCCCAUAAAAUAGCAACUCCAAUUCUAUAUUUCAGUGGUGUAAGGGUUAUAUCCUUUACAGCACACCCCACCAUCCUUCCAACAACUUCAGACUCUAUAUCCUCAUCUAAGGGUGGGAAAUCAUCCAAGGGUCAACUAUAUGCUUGCAACCAUCGGACAUUGUUGGACCCAGUCACCCUCUCCCAUGCUCUUCAGAAGCCACUUACUGUAGUCACCUACAGCCUGAGUUGGGUAUCAGAGAUCUUAGCGCCAGUCAAAACUGUCCGAUUGACACGAAACCGUGAUAAAGAUGCGAUCAUGAUGGAGAAGCUCCUAAAUCAAGGGAAUUUGGUGGUUCUUCCUGAAGGUACCACUUGUAGGGAACCAUAUCUCUUAAGGUUUAGUCCCUUGUUUGUUGAGAUGAAUGAUCAAAUCAUCCCUGUGGCGGUAGACUGUCAUGUAACCAUGUUUUAUGGAACUACUGCUAGUGGUCUUAAAUGCUUAGAUCCUAUUUUCUUUCUCAUGAAUCCUCGCCCUAGCUACACUGUCCAAUUGCUCGAAGCCGUCUCCAGCUUGUCCAUGUGUCGAGAUCUAAGCCAGUCGGCGUUUGAUGUGGCCAAUCAUGUUCAGAGAGAGAUUGGAGAGGCUCUUGACUUUCAGUGCACCAAACUUACUAGGAAGGAUAAGUAUUUAACUUUGGCUGGUAAUAAUGGAGUUGUUAGUUAGAACUAGCAUGUACACUUACUAGCAAUAUCAUUACUAGGAAUUAGGAUCAAUAGUCUUACUUCUCGUGUUAAAAGUUUCAAUCUCAAAGUUAUGUAGGUAUAUUCCCUCUCGUAUUAGUCGUGUUUUUAAAAAGUGUAUGUAUGAGGCAAGGAAAAAUUAGAAAUUAUUUGUGAGAAAUUGUGACUUUGUUUCUA
Molecule: messenger RNA, 5258 nt
Organism: Beta vulgaris subsp. vulgaris (sugar beet)
Lineage: Eukaryota; Viridiplantae; Streptophyta; Magnoliopsida; Caryophyllales; Amaranthaceae
Product: probable glycerol-3-phosphate acyltransferase 3
Exons: 2
Coding region: 3424-5064 (546 amino acids)
Biological process (GO): RNA methylation; cutin biosynthetic process
Cellular component (GO): membrane
Molecular function (GO): phosphatase activity; methyltransferase activity; glycerol-3-phosphate 2-O-acyltransferase activity
Source: RefSeq, a predicted model, not a curated record